Messenger RNA from Blepharisma stoltei, 451 nucleotides. NCBI's taxonomy places the organism in Eukaryota, Ciliophora, Heterotrichea, Heterotrichida, Blepharismidae. The record is from the annotation of a GenBank genome assembly.
AUGGCCUGUGAAAAGUUGGUAUCUUUAAUAAGCUGCCUGCCACGCAGCCCAUCGAAGCCGGAACGCUGUAUGGACCCGUAUCUUGGUGCAACGAAGUGGAUCGAUCCAGAGAUCCAUGGGCCCGACACGAUAAAUAUGGUGGCAGCUCUGGAAACGGCUACCCCGCAGUGGACGUUAAACGUUAUAUAUAAAUAAAUAAAUAAACUGCCUGCCAAGUUCAAUUUGAACUUCUUGAUGUUCCAAAAUAUCAGAAAUUUUAGUCACAGAUCUAAGAGUUGUGUGCCUUGAUCUUAUUGAUUUCAUUUCUCCUGUCGAAUUAUGCCUUGGGCGGUCCACUGAAGUACUCCUAAAUUUAAGAGCAGAAGGUGAUGAUUCUUCAUAUACAGCAAAUGAGCGAUUAAUUUUAGGACUUGAUCUUCUUCGGGAUUUAGGAGAUAUAUUCGCACGAUAA